AUGCCCUCAGACAAAGCCGCCUACCUAGCAGCUCACUACCUCUCCACCGACCCACCCAACAAACCCUCCUCCUCAACCAAGAAGCGCAAGCGCAAAAACAAGUCCUCUGCCACCACAGAAUCAGGUCUAAUAAUCGCCGAUGACGACGACAACACCUGGGCCACCGCCGGCCGCGCCAACGCUUCCGACGACGAUGACUUCGACGGCCCCAUAAUUGCCACCGGCAUAUCCUCCGCCGACUUCAAAAAAGCCAAGACCUCGGGUUGGAAGACCGUUGGCUCCGGCUCCAAUCCGAGCGCCCCAAAACCAACGCCCGCAAAAACGAAAGAAGACCUCGAAGCAGCAGCAGCCGCCGACGCGAUCCUAGCGCAAACAGCCGCCGAGACCGCCGCUCUAGCGCGCGAAGCCGGUGGUGAUGAUGAAGUUCUCGUUGUCGACACCACCACGGGCGCCACUGCCCUUACCAGGUCUCACCAACCAAGCGAAACAGCCGCCCAAGCACCGAUUAUGUCCAACGGCACCCACGCCGGUCUCCAAUCUGCCUCCGCCAUCACGGCGCAGUUACGAGCUAGGCAGGAAGCUGAACGACUUGAACUGGAGAGGAUCAGGGCAGAGAGGGAACAACAAACCGAGGAAAAAGAAGAGCUCGUGUUACGUGACGCUACGGGACGGAGGAUAGACGCAUCUAUGCGCCGCGCUGAAGCCCGCCGCGCACAAGCCGAGCAGGAACGAAAGGAAGCCGAAAAGAUACGUGCUUUGAAAGGCGAAGUCCAACUCGAGCAAGCGCGUCGACGACGCGAAGAGCUAGAAGAAGCCAAGCUCAUGCCGUUGGCAAGGGGGAAAGAUGAUGAGGCACUUAAUGCGGAGCUGAAAGAGCAGGAGAGGUGGAAUGAUCCCAUGGCGCAGUUUUUGGCUCCGGAGGAGGUCAAGACUAGCAAAAACAAAGGGAAGGGGGGAAGGGGACUGGGAAAAAGGCCGACAUAUAAAGGGCCGGCACCACCGAAUCGGUAUGGCAUCAAACCCGGGUAUCGCUGGGAUGGGGUGGAUAGGAGUAAUGGGUUUGAGGGCGAGAGGUUUAGGGCGAUUAAUAGACGGGAGAGGAAUAAAGGGUUGGAGUAUGCUUGGCAGAUGGACGAGUAG
This is a messenger RNA of Sordaria macrospora k-hell, 1140 nucleotides long. RefSeq lists its product as uncharacterized. Gene Ontology annotation, biological process: mRNA splicing, via spliceosome. Gene Ontology annotation, cellular component: RES complex; U2-type spliceosomal complex. NCBI's taxonomy places the organism in Eukaryota, Fungi, Ascomycota, Sordariomycetes, Sordariales, Sordariaceae. Gene Ontology annotation, molecular function: RNA binding. The record is from RefSeq and is a predicted model, not a curated record.